This is a messenger RNA of Melampsora larici-populina 98AG31, 870 nucleotides long. RefSeq lists its product as uncharacterized. The record is from RefSeq and is a predicted model, not a curated record. The coding region runs from base 37 to 504 and encodes 155 amino acids. NCBI's taxonomy places the organism in Eukaryota, Fungi, Basidiomycota, Pucciniomycetes, Pucciniales, Melampsoraceae. The transcript has 2 exons.
CGAAGCAAGUCGAGCGAAGUUCAUGAUUCAUUACAGAUGAUCAAAGAAGGUUUUGUUAAUCUGGUGCAUCAAAAUCCUGAUGCUGGUAGUACACUUUUAUUGAAUUUGAUUACAGGCGUUCAAGAGAAUUCGAGCAUUUGUGCAGAGAUGUCUCGAAAUGAUUUGGUGUUUAAUGACGGGCAAAGCCAAGGCGGUUCACUGGGAUCUAAGCGAUCCAAUAACGAUCACUCAAACCAUUCUCUUAAAGAAAAAGCUCACUUUUUGAAUCAAUAUCCUGAUGAGUCUCACGAUCUUGAUAUUAAAAUUGAAAAAGACUCCUCGAAUCUCAAUAAUCCUUCAAUAGUACGAAAAACAAGAGAGAUUGAACAGAAACGAAACGUUUCAACUAAUACGAUCGUUACACAAGAUUCUAGUCAAGACUCAGAACUUCUUGAUCCACCUAGAAGUAGUAUUUCUGAAUUAUUGUAUUCUAGAUGGUUGGAUGGAUUGAAGAAAUCAUUAUGAUCUUGAUUUUCACUGUCUUUCUUUCUCAUUCAAGGACACUGAGUUCAUUUUAAUUUAUUAGCUUUUUCAGUUUUGGUAAAUUUUCAAGGUUUAUUUUGGUCAUGUAUAACUUAUAGUUUUGAACCUGUCUGUAAUUCAUCAACUUGUCCAUCUAUCCAUCCCGCAAUCAAUUCUCACUGCUUUCUCUUUAUUUAUUUGUUCAAUGUGUUUCUGGUUUGGACAAUAAAAACUUACUUAUAUAUUUUUUGUAAUUCAUUUUGAAUCAUGGGGUUUCAUAAAUUGUUUUGUUGGAACUAUACAUGAUUUGUUUUGUAAGCACUAGUUUUUGACUUCAUGCAAGUUUUUUUUUCAAAUAUUGGUGCAGUG